Molecule: messenger RNA, 1429 nt
Organism: Drosophila willistoni
Lineage: Eukaryota; Metazoa; Arthropoda; Insecta; Diptera; Drosophilidae
Gene: Or85e
Product: putative odorant receptor 85e
Exons: 3
Coding region: 1-1404 (467 amino acids)
Biological process (GO): detection of chemical stimulus involved in sensory perception of smell; sensory perception of smell
Cellular component (GO): plasma membrane
Molecular function (GO): odorant binding; olfactory receptor activity
Source: RefSeq, a predicted model, not a curated record
AUGGCAAGUCUUCAGUUCCAUGGUGGCAUUUCUGAGGACUUCAGCUAUGAUACUGAACUGGAUGAGCCGCGUGAGCCACAUCUUUUUCGGUUUCACAUGAUAUUACAACUGAUGUUUGGAAUGAAACCAUCACCAAAAAUGCCAAAAUUUAUGCCCACUUGGGCACAGUCCGUGUUUAGUGUUGUGGCGAAAACCUACUGUGUUCUAGUAAUCUUUAGCUCACUUCAUUUGGGUGUUCUGUUUACUAAGACAACGUUGGAUGCUCUGCCCACCGGUGAACUGCAACGCAUUACAGAUGCACUCACAAUGACAAUUAUUUACUACUUCACAGCCUAUUCGACCACUUAUUGGUGCGUAAGAUCGCGGCGGCUGCAUGAGUAUUUACAACAAAUCAAUCAGGAGUAUCGUCAUCAUUCCCUGGCUGGGGUAAGCUUCGUCAAUAGUUAUGCCGCCUACAAUAUCUCGAGAAAUUUCACUGUGAUCUGGAUCGGUGCCUGUCUGGGUGGUGUGAUAUUCUGGGGAAUUACACCCUUGGUGCUUGGCUCACAUAUUCUUCCGUUAUCAUGUUGGUAUCCAUUCGAUGCUCUGGCUCCGAAAACAUAUCCUUGGAUUUAUGCCACACAGCUUUAUGGUCAGGUUUUAGUGGGAGUUGUAUUUGGAAUAGGCGGAUCUCUAUUUGUGACUUUAUCCUUGCUGCUGUUGGCCCAAUUUGAUGUCCUUUACUGUAGUCUCAAGAAUCUAGAUGCGCAUGCAAUGCUACUUUCAGGCCAGAAUGCAAAAUUCCUAGGUGCUUUGCAGAAAAAAUUGCUACUGGAUCCAAGUAAUUGCGAGCUAAAUCAAUAUGCCUUAUUAAAGGAGCAUCCGACAGAUUUGUUUCCGCUGACUCUUGCCAAGCAGAGAUCAAGACCGGAUUCCGCCCUUCGUCACGGUUUUAUUCAGUGCAUAUUGCUACAUCGCUUUAUCUUACGAUGCGCUGCCGAGUUGGAGAAUCUCUUUAGCCCAUAUUGCCUGGUGAAAUCCCUGCAGAUCACUUUACAAUUAUGUUUGCUGGUUUUCGUCGGUGUCUCCGGACAGCAUGAUUUACUUGGUAUUAUCAAUCAAAUUCAAUACUUUUCUUUGACUCUGUUCGAGCUUUUGAUGUUCACCUAUUGCGGGGAGUUACUCCGUCGUCAUAGCGUUCGGGCGGGAGAGGCUUAUUGGAGAGGUGACUGGUGGAAGGAUGCUCAUCAUAUACGACAGGAUGUACUUAUCUUUCUCAUAAAUAGUCGGCGGGCUGUACAAGUUACAGCUGGAAAGUUUUAUGUAAUGGAUGUCAAUCGAUUGAGAUCCGUUAUAACUCAAGCAUUUAGCUUUCUAACUCUGCUCCAAAAAUUGGCCGCAAAGAAGACCGAGACGGAAAAUUAGUCCUGCUCCUACCGUUACCGUUACC